ACAGGGAAGUUGUUGUAGAUAUCGCAGUAAUGGAUGUUAUGCCUUUUUUUCAUUUGGAUUAUCCCUAUUAUUAGGGUGAAAAUUGCAAAAAGAAGAAGCAUUAAUUGAGAUGUAUACAAUAUAAAUACACUUUACAUUCUUUACUAAAUUAAUUUCUACCAUUAUGAAUAAUGAUUAUGGCAGGAACACAACAGAAUCAUGUUAUUGUUGGGACUUUACUUUCUCUACUAUUACAAGUUAAAAUGCUAAACUGAGGUAAAAGUUUAAAUGAUUAGUGGAGUUACUAAGAGUUACUACAGUACCUUUAAUCCUCUAGUAUAAUAGUAAAGUCCCUGAUGUAUGGAGCUCUCUGUAACAGGUAAGGAUGAAUACUGUAUGUUGAUGAGGCUGAAGAUUAUGACAUUUUUAAGAGAAAUGGCUCACCACAUGUAACAACAAUCCACCCACAUGUAUGUAAAAAUUGGCAAAAAAAACUUUUAAAAAUCAAUAUCAUAUAAUAACUGGAAUUUAAAAAAUAAAAACACUUUUUAAUCUUGUAAUUACGUCACAAUGCAGAUAGUGGGCAGCAACGCACCAACCCGUACUUAACGCUGACAGCCAGGAAAGAAGAGGAAGAGCUGAGGCGCGUUUCCCAAGUAAAGUUAAAAACUGUCAAACAUGUUUUGCAACAACAGUUGUGUGUGAGGACAAAUGUCAACAUUGACUUUGACUUGAGUCGACGCGGCAGCUGAAGCUUGUGUGUGGCUGCUGCCAUGACUCAGUCUGUUAUUGUCCAGGUGGGACAGUGUGGUAACCAAAUUGGCUGCAGGUUUUGGGAUCUUGCUUUGCGUGAACACGCUCAUGUCAACAAAAAAGGAGUCUAUGAUGAGGCUCUCAGUAGCUUUUUCAGGAAUGUGGACUCAAGGAUAUCUGAUGGUGGAGCCUGUGGUGUCGGUGAGAGAAUCCAACAUCUCAAAGCCAGAGCGGUGCUGGUGGACAUGGAGGAGGGUGUGGUCAAUGAGAUCCUGCAGGGCCCAUUAAGAGAAGUGUUUGACAGCACCCAGCUCCUCACAGACGUGUCGGGCUCAGGCAACAAUUGGGCAGUUGGACACAUGACGUAUGGCUCAGCCUACAGGGAGCAGAUAGUGGACAAGCUGCGGAAAGCAGCAGAGCACUGUGACUGUCUGCAGUGCUUUUUCCUUAUUCAUUCUAUGGGAGGAGGUACUGGUUCUGGCUUGGGGACCAAAGUGCUGAAACUCCUGGAGGAGGAAUUCCCUGACGUGUGCCGAAUCGUCACCUCAGUCUAUCCAUCUGCGGAGGAUGAUGUCAUCACCUCACCUUACAACAGCGUUCUUGCCAUGAAGGAGCUCACAGAGCAUGCUGACUGUGUCAUUCCUGUGGAAAACCAGUCGUUGGUUGACAUUGUGAAUAAGAUUAAAUACAUGUCUGAUGGUGGGAAGCCAGGGUCUGUGAUCAAGAGAGACAGCGCCAUCAUCUCUGGGCGAGGUGGGCUCAGUGGUGCAGAGAAGCCCUUUGAUGCUAUGAACAACAUCGUUGCUAACCUGUUGCUCAAUAUUACCAGCUCAGCCCGUUUUGAGGGUUCUCUCAACAUGGAUCUGAAUGAGAUCGCCAUGAACCUGGUGCCUUUCCCACGGUUACACUACCUGGUGCCCAGCCUCACUCCGAUCUACACACUGGCAGAUGUCAAUGUCCCUUCCAGAAGACUGGAUCAGAUGUUCAGCGAUGCCUUCAGUAAAAACCACCAGCUAAUCCGAGCCGACCCGAAGCACAGCCUCUACCUGGCUUGUGCUCUCAUGGUCAGGGGAAACGUGCAGGUGUCUGACCUCCGCAGGAACAUUGAGAGACUCAGGCCAUCACUUCCCUUUGUCUCUUGGAACCAGGAGGGCUGGAAGACUGGCCUGUGUUCAGUGCCUCCUGUGGGUCACUCCCACUCCCUGUUAGCCUUGGCCAACAACACCUGUCUGAAGUCCACAUUUGUGGAGCUGAGCGAACGUUUCACCAAGCUCUACAGGAAGAAGGCUCAUUUACAUCACUAUCUGCACAUAGAUGGGAUGGAGCAGAGCUGCUUUUCAGAGGCUGUCACCUCUCUUAGCUCCCUCAUUGAAGAGUACGACCAUCUUGAUGCCACCAAGGGGAAAAUCGUGCUAGAUGCAACCAGGCUCAGCAUCGCCACAUGA
Molecule: messenger RNA, 2177 nt
Organism: Solea solea (common sole)
Lineage: Eukaryota; Metazoa; Chordata; Actinopteri; Pleuronectiformes; Soleidae
Gene: tube1
Product: tubulin, epsilon 1
Exons: 12
Coding region: 753-2177 (474 amino acids)
Biological process (GO): mitotic cell cycle; microtubule cytoskeleton organization
Cellular component (GO): cytoplasm; microtubule
Molecular function (GO): structural constituent of cytoskeleton; GTP binding
Source: RefSeq, a predicted model, not a curated record